UGUAUUUUUCGAAUUUAAAAUGGGGGAACAGGCAGUCGGGAGGGAGAGUGAGAGAACAUAAUAAUAAAUAAAUAAUAUAAAAAUGUUGUAGCAGACAAGACUAUGAGCUGAGCCUGAGCUUUGAGAUUCCCGGUUCAUUUUCCCAGUAAAAUAUUUAAAAAAAAUACACUUUAUUAUUAUUUUUGAAAAAUAAAAAAAGAAGAAGCCCAGAGUGACUAGUUCUUCAGCUUCAAUAAACGAUUAAACAUAACAAUCCAAAAACUGUUUUUUGUUUAGAGUAAAAUACCAUGUUUUUGGAGCCCAAAUAGACUUUCUACUACUGCUACUACCUAGGGCCUAAGAUCAAAAAGAAGCACAAGCUAGUUUCUGAGAUGAGACUGGACUACUCUGAGAGUUCUUGUUACGACGUGGUGUGAAGCUGACCAGAGCAGAAGAAGCCACUGUACAUUUGCUCUUGCGCGUAAGAUUUUACAGUGCUGUUUCAACGCCGGGAAUCUCGGUUUUAUUUGGGCUCUUUCAUGGAUGCUAUGCUUGUGUUUGAGCCCACUUGUAUAGUAUAAUCGUAGUGCUUUUUUAUGUUUUAAUAUUCUGGUGGAAGACAGUGUAGUUUGUCCAUUUGAUAUUAGAUCUGUCUGUAUUGGUUUAGCUUUCAAGAUUUUUGAUCCCAUUAGAGAUGGAAGUUGUAGCCACUAAACCUUUCAAAACCUCCUCAAACAUAUCUGAAAUCGUCUCCAAGUUUGCCAAGGUCUGUAAAUUAAGGUCCAUUGGUGUGUUUGCCUCUGAAAACAAUGCCUCACUUGUUGAUGAUAGCCGGGAUUCGACAGAGGAGACUGGGUUUGAUGGUGAGAAAGUUCAUCCCCAACCUACUGAACUUCUGAGGGAGAACAGUGGUGAAACAGAAAUAGAGAAGUUGUUUGACAUUGUUUCAGCUCUGAAAUCAUCUUAUAUUCGGCUUCAAGAAGCUCACAUUCCCUAUAAUCCCAAGAUGAUUAUAGCUGCUAAUAAACUUGUUGUGGCUGAGCUUGAAGCGCUCUGCAAGAUCAAGCGCGCCUACAAGGAGAAGCAAUUCAGAAAAUCCGAGUCUGAUUUGUCUCACAUUGCUCUCCUGCAGGCAAAAAUUGAAGUAAAUGAGGGGUUUGUUGAAGAAUUGAAGUUCCAAGUGAAAGCUAAAAAUUCUGAGAUCAAACAACUGGCACAAGAGCUGAAAGAAGUAGAUGUUGGCAAUGCAAAACUUGCUGAGAAGAUCAAGCAGAUGAGUGUGGAAAGAAAGUUUGCUGUUGUAUACAACGUCAACACUUUUCAGAAAGCUUUUGCAGCUGCUUCGAAGUCAAUCCAUGAUUUUGCAAAGCCAUUAAUUAGCCUGAUGAAAGCUUCGGGUUGGAAUUUAGAUCUGGCUGCAAAGUCUAUUGGAGAGGAAGCUGUUUACUCAAAAAGGUCUCACAAGAAGUAUGCAUUUGAAGCCUACAUAGGGCGAAGAAUGUUUAGUGGGAUGGCAUUAGAAGGACAUAAUGUGGAUGAUGUCAUGAGGUUUGAUGACCCGAUUGAUGCUUUGAUCAAUGAUCCAGACUCAGAGUUUUCCAGAUUCUGUGGAAAAAAGUACCUGCUUGUUGUUCAUCCAAAGAUGGAAGCAUCAUUUUUUGGGAGUCUAGAUUACAGGACGUUUGUAUUGAGUGGCAAGCAUCCUAGAACACCAUUCUACCAAAUAUUUGUCAAAAUGGCAAAGUGGGUUUGGGUUUUACAAGGCAUUGCAGGAUCAUUAGACCCCAAAGCUAAAGCUUUUGCUGUCAACAGAGGAAGCAAAUUCUCAGAUGUUUAUAUGGAAUCCAUGGUGGAGGAUAAGGAAGGCGCAGCUCAUUUCGUUCAAGCGGAAUCUAAGUGCAGAGUUGAGUUUAUGGUCAUACCUGGCUUUAAAAUUGGAGAAACAUUAUUGAAGUCCCGAGUUUAUCUUUCCAAAGUAGAAUCCCCUCUUGGUAAAUGCUAGAUGGAGGUGCUCUACUGACUGGUAAUUUUGCAGAACCUAAUUGUCUAUUGCUUUGAAAAUGUUUAUAGUUAGCUCCAGCCUCUAGCUACUAAGAGCUGUUAUUGGAGUUUUUUAACUGCAGCUUGUUGAGAUUAUUUGAGUUUAACCCUCAAAGCUGAGAGUAUGUAGUUUCCAAUUGUCAGUUUUUCACAAAUAUAUUGUUCUGGACGGACUGCAUGAAAUCUUCUUUUUUUGAACUGUAAAUAAAUAUUUAGUUAAUUUUGCAAA
Molecule: messenger RNA, 2248 nt
Organism: Humulus lupulus (European hop)
Lineage: Eukaryota; Viridiplantae; Streptophyta; Magnoliopsida; Rosales; Cannabaceae
Product: protein GRAVITROPIC IN THE LIGHT 1
Exons: 2
Coding region: 674-1981 (435 amino acids)
Biological process (GO): response to red or far red light; negative gravitropism
Source: RefSeq, a predicted model, not a curated record